AUGCCGCAGUCAGCGACACAUAUGAGCAACCUUCCCAACGAUGUUCUCUCUUAUUCCCCGCUGCCACGUUCCCCAUCCCCUGCAAUUCCCCUCUGUCCGUUCCCCAUUCCCCUGCAAUUCCCCUCUGUCCGUUCCCCAUUCCCCUGCAAUUCCCCUCUGCACAUUCCCCAUUCCCCAUUCCGUGCAAUUCCCCUCUGUCCGUUCCCCAUUCCCCUGCAAUUCCCCUCUGUCCGUUCCCCAUUCCCCUGCAAUUCCCCUCUGCACAUUCCCCAUUCCCCAUCCCCUGCAAUUCCCCUCUGUCCGUUCCCCAUUCCCCUGCAAUUCCCCUCUGCCCAUUCCCCAUUCCCCUGCAAUUCCCCUCUGCACAUUCCCCAUUCCCCUUUCCCGUGCAAUUCCCCUCUGCCCAUUCCCCAUUCCCCAUCCCCUGCAAUUCCCCUCUGUCCGUUCCCCAUUCCCCUGCAAUUCCCCUCUGCACAUUCCCCAUUCCCCAUCCCCUGCAAUUCCCCUCUGUCCGUUCCCCAUUCCCCUGCAAUUCCCCUCUGCCCAUUCCCCAUUCCCCAUUCCCUGCGAUUCCCCUCUGCCCAUUCCCCUUUUGCUACAAUCGUUUCUGAGCCCGCAGCUGUCAGCACGAGUUUCUCCAGCGGCAGUACCGUUAGCAGCAGCGACGGCAGUGUCAGUGGUGCAUCUCUUGCCUCAUGCUCCUCCUUUCUGCGCCCAGACGACCUGGGGGAGUGGUGCUGCGUGGGCCUGCAGAACCCGCUGCAGCAGGCAGUGCUGAGGGCAGAGCAGAGGGCAGAGCAGGGAGCAGAGCAGAUGUGGGAGCAGAGGCGGGAGUAG
This is a messenger RNA of Closterium sp. Naga37s-1, 837 nucleotides long. Lineage: Eukaryota; Viridiplantae; Streptophyta; Zygnematophyceae; Desmidiales; Closteriaceae. The record is from the annotation of a GenBank genome assembly.